Messenger RNA from Phalacrocorax carbo (great cormorant), 1616 nucleotides. NCBI's taxonomy places the organism in Eukaryota, Metazoa, Chordata, Aves, Suliformes, Phalacrocoracidae. The record is from RefSeq and is a predicted model, not a curated record.
CCUGCGUCACUUCCUACCGGCAGCUGCACUUCCGCUUCCGGGCGGAAGGGGGGCCGGCCCGGAAGUGACGCGCAGCGGUGGCGGCGGCGGCGGAGGGUCGCGGCCGCCAUGGGGGAGCUGAGCGACCUGGACCGGCAGAUCGAGCAGCUGCGGCGCUGCGAGCUCAUCAAGGAGAGCGAGGUCAAGGCCCUCUGCGCCAAGGCCCGGGAGAUCUUGGUGGAGGAGAGCAACGUCCAGCGGGUCGACUCCCCCGUCACUGUGUGUGGUGACAUCCAUGGGCAGUUCUAUGAUCUCAAGGAGCUCUUCAGGGUUGGGGGGGACGUCCCCGAGACCAACUACCUGUUCAUGGGGGACUUCGUGGAUCGGGGCUUCUACAGCGUCGAGACCUUCCUCCUGCUGCUGGCGCUCAAGGUGCGUUACCCCGACCGCAUCACGCUGAUCCGCGGCAACCACGAGAGCCGCCAGAUCACCCAGGUGUACGGCUUCUACGACGAGUGCCUGCGCAAGUACGGCUCCGUCACCGUCUGGCGCUACUGCACCGAGAUCUUCGACUACCUCAGCCUCUCCGCCAUCAUCGACGGCAAGAUCUUCUGCGUGCACGGGGGCCUCUCGCCCUCCAUCCAGACGCUGGACCAGAUCCGCACCAUCGACCGCAAGCAGGAGGUGCCCCACGACGGCCCCAUGUGCGACCUCCUCUGGUCCGACCCCGAGGACACGACGGGCUGGGGCGUGUCCCCGCGGGGGGCCGGGUACCUGUUCGGCAGCGACGUGGUGGCCCAGUUCAACGCCUCCAACGACAUCGACAUGAUCUGCCGGGCUCACCAGCUCGUCAUGGAGGGCUACAAGUGGCACUUCAACGAGACCGUCCUCACCGUCUGGUCUGCCCCCAACUACUGUUACAGGUGCGGGAACGUGGCGGCCAUUUUGGAGCUGGACGAGCACCUGCAGAAGGAAUUCAUCAUCUUCGAGGCGGCGCCGCAGGAGACGCGGGGGAUCCCCUCCAAGAAGCCGGUGGCCGACUACUUCCUGUGACCCCCCCCGGCCCCGCCCACAUCCCCAACGGGUCACCCGUGUCCCCUGGGGCCACCUAGGGCCACGACAGGGUCCCCCGCGUUCGUGGGAGACGUGGGAUGUCUCCUCCAAGAUGGCCGCUGCAGGUGGCAUCUCGGGAGGUUUGGAGACAUCACCGUGUUCUUUGUCCCCUCCCAGGCCACCACGGUGUCACCCGUGUCCCCUGGGGUCACCUAGAGCCACCCCAGGGUCGCCAUGUCCCCAGGAGAUGUGGGGAUGUCCCUUCCAAGAUGGCCGCCGCUGGUGGCAUCUCGGGGACAGUGUCCCUUCCGGGGCCACCACGGUGUCACCCGUGUCCCCUGGGGUCACCUCGAGCCACACCCCAAAGUGGCCUUGUCCUCUCCUGUCGUCCCCCUCGGGUCACCAUCCCUUGGGGACACCCUGGUCCCCUUCACGUCCCUUGGGGACACCCCAUGACCCUUUGGGCCCCCCCCAGGGUGGUCCCUUCCCUGCCCCCACCCCCACCCGUGUGUGUUUUGGGGUAAAAACGGGGAUUUUUUUCGAUGCCGUUUGUGCUCCUUUUAGAUAAAAAAACAUAAAAAACA